GGAUGACAGUGGCGUCCGUCAAUUUUAAUUCUUAUGUUAUUUUAUUAUUCUAUUACUUAAUUUUCUAAAUUUACUGUAAUGUAAUUUUGUUGUUUUUCUGAAAUUCUCCUGUAGUUUAGAAGAAAGUACCGAUAAACUCCAAACUAAUACCAAAAUUAUUCAAGCUAAUUUAAAUUAUUACAAGUCGGAUGGCCUGUGAGCACCACCCGUUUAAUGCCCGGGUUGAUUCUGAGUACAUUUGUGAACCAGACAGCUGGAGGCGACAUUGCGGAUGCAUUAAAACCAGUGAUAAGCUGAAGAAAAUACUGAAAUGUUUCCCUUCACCACCGCCACCCACCCCGGUCAACUCGACAUACACCACUGCUUUCGACAAUACAUGUAUCUCUGGUUAUUGUACCCAUCAGUCCAUACCAGCUCAGACAUACGGAACGGACACACUUGUACCUAAGAAAAGUAAAGACUUCAAAGAAUUGCCAGAAAAAGCAUCGCAGGAAGUAAGCAGCAGGUCGUGGCGGAUAAUAGCGGAGUUGGUACAAUUACUGCAGUUGUCUGUGAGUGCAACAGCACUUGCAUUGUACUACCUCAUCUACUGUUACAUGCAGCUGGUCUACUACACAUUACGAAGUGCUCUGUAUUUCCACCAUGCUGAUGGGCCCAUGAAAAUAACAAUAGGCGUGGUGGCAGUCACGUCAUUGGUGGUAAGUCGACUCGGAGACGAAUUGAGCGGAACGGCUGCGUCGAAGCUUGCACCUGGACAUUGUUUCCCCAAAUAGUUCAGUGAGCGAUUAAGGUCCCCCCACUUGUGCUUUUGUGUGAGUUCACUGCUGCGGGAAGUAUUUCGCGGAUGAAGUGGCACGUCGGAGGCUGACGUCGGCCAACACUUGAUUGUCGGCCGUCGCACGACGCGCGCACACAACGACGCGGUUCCGUCGCGGUUCUAGCAUGCGCGAUUUUCGUGUUCCAAAUUCAAAAUUGUUGUUUUAGUGUAGCCAAGUGUAAAUGACAGUUCAAUACAGUGUAAGCGAGUAAGUGCGUAUGA
Molecule: messenger RNA, 1039 nt
Organism: Achroia grisella
Lineage: Eukaryota; Metazoa; Arthropoda; Insecta; Lepidoptera; Pyralidae
Exons: 6
Coding region: 189-773 (194 amino acids)
Source: RefSeq, a predicted model, not a curated record